Messenger RNA from Colius striatus (speckled mousebird), 5693 nucleotides. RefSeq names its product Ral GEF with PH domain and SH3 binding motif 1 (gene RALGPS1). Bases 762 to 2540 code for a protein of 592 amino acids. The record is from RefSeq and is a predicted model, not a curated record. NCBI's taxonomy places the organism in Eukaryota, Metazoa, Chordata, Aves, Coliiformes, Coliidae. Gene Ontology annotation, cellular component: plasma membrane. Gene Ontology annotation, molecular function: guanyl-nucleotide exchange factor activity. The transcript has 23 exons. Gene Ontology annotation, biological process: positive regulation of GTPase activity; Ras protein signal transduction.
GCCCCGCGCCGCGCCGAUUGGCGAGCGCUACCGUGCGGAGCGGCGGUUGGCCAGCGAGCCCGUCAGUCCGCCGAGCCCCGUCCCCGCCCCGCGAUCCCCUUCGGCCGGCCUGAGCCUCGUCCUCGGUAGCGGUGGUGGGCGCCGUCCCGCGGGUGGGCGGCCGGGCGGCCUGGGGGGCUUACAGCGCCCGCCUCGUCGCCGGUGCCGGCGGGUUCCCCGCGCCGAGAGGGCUCGCGGGCGACGCUGGGAGAAGCUGUGCCCGGACAGGAAUGUCAUGCUUUUAAACAAGAGAUGGUCCUGCUGAGUAGCCAGAGCUAGACCUAACAACGAACUGAUGGAGGUGUGCAGCAAAAUGGGUUGAGUGAGUGCAGACCCACCUUAUUCCACUCAAACCAUUCUGAUGCCAAAUUCUGGAAGGUGUACGCUCAGACGAGUGGCUGAGGACUUUGAGUUUAUCUAGUUUGGAGAAAAGGAGGCUGAGGGGUGACAUCACUGCUCUCUGCAGCUUCCUAAGUGUAGUUACUCUUGCUCUGUCUUCACUUCUGCUCAGAGAGAACUACACGUCUAAAUGGGUUUAAGCUGACAAAGAAGAAAAGACAACCUCUGGUGAUAUGUGUAUUUACAUCCUGAUUUAUCCACUUUGCUUCUGGCAAUCUAUGAAUGAGGUCUGCUGCAAUGUGCCUGUGAACUUUCUGUUCAAACAGAUAAGGAAUUCUAUUUGGAUCAUGCUGUCUCAUCAGUGCUGGCUGAGCUAAAGCUUCAUGUGUCUAGGGGAGAGCAUGUAUAAAAGGAAUGACUUCAUGGCCAAUGUGAUGGUCACCUCUGCAACUCCAGAGGGUAGUAGCAGCUCAGAUUCCCUGGAAGGACGAAGUUCAGAUUAUGCCAACAAAAGCUAUGAUGCAGUUGUAUUCGAUGUGUUGAAAGUAACUCCUGAGGAGUUUGCUAGUCAGAUUACAUUGAUGGAUACGCCAGUAUUUAAAGCUAUACAGCCUGAGGAACUAGCCAGCUGUGGAUGGAAUAAGAAAGAAAAACAUAUCCUUGCUCCAAAUAUUGUUGCCUUUACUAGAAGGUUUAACCAGGUCAGUUUUUGGGUUGUACGAGAAAUAUUAACAGCACAGACCUUAAAAAUAAGGGCAGAAAUAUUGAGCCAUUUUGUGAAAAUAGCUAAAAAGCUUCUAGAACUGAAUAACCUUCAUUCUCUUAUGUCUGUGGUGUCAGCACUGCAAAGUGCGCCUAUCUUCAGACUUACUAAAACCUGGGCUCUUUUGAAUCGCAAAGACAAGACCACCUUUGAGAAGUUAGAUUAUUUACUGUCUAAGGAAGAUAAUUAUAAAAGGACACGAGAGUACAUCAGAAGCUUAAAAAUGGUUCCUACUAUUCCAUAUUUAGGAAUUUAUCUCUUGGAUUUAAUUUACAUUGAUUCUGCAUAUCCCGCUUCAGGCAGCAUUAUGGAGAAUGAACAAAGAUCAAAUCAAAUGAACAAUAUUCUCCGAAUAAUAGCUGAUCUACAAGUCUCCUGUAACUACGAUCAUCUUACAACACUACCCCAUGUGCAAAAGUAUUUGAAGUCUGUCCGUUACAUUGAAGAACUUCAGAAAUUUGUAGAAGACGACAAUUAUAAAUUAUCAUUAAGAAUUGAGCCAGGUAACAGCUCUCCUCGACUGGUUUCCUCCAAAGAAGAUCUUGCAGGUCCAUCUGAUGUGUCAGCAAUUAUGAAAUUUGGCAGAAGACCAACAUGUCCAGAUGCUUCAGUAGCAGCAAGUCUACCUACGCCUCCUGUACCAAGGCACAGGAAGAGUCACAGCCUGGGAAACAACAUGAUGUGUCAGCUCAGCGUGGUGGAGAGCAAAAGCGCCACCUUCCCGACAGAGAGGCCACGACACCUCCUGGAUGACAGCGUCCUGGAGUCCCAGAGCCCAGCUCGCGGACACACACUCCACUCUCUUUUCACCAAUGGCCUGACCAUAGAUAGCAGUGAAAGCUCAGAAUUUAGUGAGGAGCUGCCAUCAGGGCUUGAAAGGAGUCGUUUAUAUGCCACGCUGGGGCCUAACUGGAGGGUACCGAUCCGGAAUUCUCCUAGAAGUCGAAGCUGUGUCUACAGGUACAGUUCCAGCCCAACAGGGGCCUGCAGCUGCUCAUUAGGUAGUUCCACAGAAGUCAUUAGCAUGGAAGGGCCAUUAAGAAGAAAAACAUUGCUCAAAGAAGGCAAGAAACCUACUCUCUCUUCAUGGACUAGAUACUGGGUUAUCCUUUCAGGAUCAACUCUUCUGUAUUUUGGAGCAAAAUCUUUAAGAGGCACUGAAAGAAAACAUUAUAAAUCUACACCUGGUAAGAAAGUCUCCAUUGUGGACUGGAUGGUGGCACUGCCUGAUGACCCUGAGCAUCCUGAUAUUUUCCAGCUAAAUAACCCUGACAAAGGCAAUGUUUACAAGUUCCAGACUGGUUCACGAUUUCAUGCAAUAUUAUGGCAUAAGCAUUUGGAUGAUGCAUGCAAAAGCAGCAAGCCUCAGAUACCUGCUAAUCUAAUGUCAUUCGAGUAAUUUGGUCUCCCACCUGGUAUGACUUCAAGUGCCAAACUGAAGAAACAGGCUGUUGUUUUCUAAGGAGGAAGAGGAGAAUGGUUUCUCUGAUAUGAGCUAUCCACAAAUACUUCAGCACUUUUCUGUGUAACUUGAAAGUUAUUCUGACGCAGCUUUUAAAAGCAGAAAGUGAAUGCUGCCCUAUAGGACCAGAUGUAGUCUCAUGUAUGGAGUGAAAGCAGACAGUUAGGUGGACAGAAGAUUAAUCCUGACUCCUGGGGGAUUAUAGAGCCCUCCACUUUUUGUGGUCGAAGACUGCCAUGAACUGAUGUUUGAUCACAAACUGAGCAUCAUAUCUUCUGCCUAUUCUUUUUUUAAACAGUCCUUUUUAUUGUUAAGCUGCUUUGUGUGACUGAAGAAUAUUUGGCCCAUGUUGGGUUUCAGUUCUUUCUAAUGCACAGAAUGAUUCACAGUGUUAACUUGCUGCAAAGUGUCAAUUAGAAUAGAAAAUUGUGGAAUAACAUUUUUAUAAUCUAAGUGCACUGAGUUGCUUGUCAAUGCGGCUGCCUCAGAUUUUGUAUCAAAACUCUGGACAAUCCUGAUGUUCACAUUUGAGCUAUUUGGUAAAAAAUGUAUUUUGGCACAGGACACUUGGUUUUCUUUUCAUUCAGUUACGUUACUCAGAAAUGCCGUGACACUGGGUUUUAGGCUAUGUUGUGCUAAAGGUUUUAUUCUCUUACUAGUGGCCUAGUUGCUACAAGUUUGGGUUUUUCUUCAGUCUGAAUGUAGUUCAUCUUGAAUCCCUUGGUACAGCAGCACAGGUAAUCAGGUGUUAUGGUAUCAUGUGGCCCUGGCUCCUCAGAAUGAUUCUGUAUCGUCAUUUCUAUUCUGCCUUUCUGUGGGUGACUCAGCUCCACUCCAUUCCAGUACAUGACAUAUAAUACUAGCACAUGGUACUGCUAGUGUGAAGUCAUGAUGGCAGUGUAAGCUAGGGAAGAAAUUCUGACAGUGGAGCAGGUACAAAGCCUCCACAUGACCUGUGUUGUUAAACAUAGGUCAACUGUAACUUUUAUUUUAAGUGUUCGUGUUACAAUCCUGAGAAUGAAACCUAACACAAACCAACUUUUUAAGAAAACCAAUUCCUGAUAACAAAUCAUUUAGAUCCUGGGACAUGUGAAUGUGUAUGUAAAGUUGACAGAGUUUCUUUGAUAGGUCAGGACUUGUGUGAAAAGAGUGGUAAUGCAAAAUAUAUUUAUACCUUCUUUCUCCUUCUUUUCUACAUUAAGACAGCUUUAAGGUAGGAAAAACACCAAUAUGUGGAAGGCAGAGCAUACAGUGCCAUUAGAGACAGCACAGCAGCGUUUGAAUGUGGUAAAAUCCUGCCACCAGUAAAUGACUUCAGACCGUUAGGAUAUGAUAUAAUCUAAAUUAUUCUGCACCUGCAGACUUUUGUGAUUAGUUACCAAUGAAAUUAUUCAUGCAGAUGUGUUACGUGGACUGCCAUUUCAAUGAAUGUGCCACCUAUGACCAUGUAUAUUCUGUGUUACUAGCACGCACAGGGUUUGAACUAUGUGACCAAAAUGAUGAUACACUAACCAAAACAGAACUGUUAAAGUGAAGAGGUUUUUUAAAAUUACUUUAUUACCAGCUCUUUCCCUCUCAAAGGGAAUAACCUGAUGUGUCUUAAAUAUAAGAUAAAUUUAAAAUUGAAUACUUAUUGGCAUGAAAUGUAUAUAACCUACAAGCAUGUAAAUACCUUCUAAUUUUUAAUGUGAUGUAGUGGAUUGAACACCAGUGAGGACUCAUGACAUUUUUUUCCAGCAUAUUGCAAUGGAGAUAAAUGAAUAGAUGUUUUAACAACUUUCAGUUACGUUCAACAGGCUUUCCUUGAAAAGAACAAUAACUGAUGACUGAUGAAGUAGUAAUAGAAUGAGUCUGUACGCAUUCAGAAUUUAAUGGCUUUUAGAAUAUAAGGAUCUCAAAAAAAUAUGUUACUGUACGUACAACAGGUAGUGUUCUGGCCUUCAAAAAUGUACAUCUGCCCAGAAUUACAAGUUGUAAGUUACAAAAAGGUCCAUUUACACUUGCUUGUAAAACAGAUUCCCAUCUAGAAAGGAAACAUCUUUGCCAGAAACCAUGAAGAGCCCCAAAACAGUGUGGUACGAUUAAAAGCAAUAUUUAUGAAUUAUUUUAUAUCCAGUCAUUUGAUCACUGACAAAAGAUGAGUCUGUGAGAAAUUACACCCACCAAUCCUAUUCAAUCCGCGAUCUCAAAUCCUGCUCAAAACUUUGGAAUUUGGAAAUAUGUCAAAGGUAACUUGAAUUUCUUCACACUGCUAUGAAUGUAUGCAGCAUUAGAUAAAAGAAAGAUGAACACAGGAAGUAAUAGUUUUACAUACACAGUAGUUGAGCGUAAUGUCUUUUUAGUAUAGCACAAUUGUGAAAUUGCUGCAUGAUAUUAAAAAAAUUCAGAAUGAUGGCAAUGUAAGAAUAUUAUUAAAAUUUCUUAAACCAGUUUUAAAUGUGGUUUGGUACCAUUUGCUCUUGGGUGGCACUUUUACUACUAAUUGAAAGCUACUAUUGAAAUACAUGUUGCAUACCAGUACUGAGUAAUCGGCAUUUUCACAGAAAUUGUCACAAACUGUACAAGUUUUCAUCUGUCAAAGAGAGUAACAGCCAUAGUUGUUUAAAAAUAAACAUCUCAGAAUUACUGUUUUCAGAAUUGUGAAGAUAUAAAAAUGUAUGUAGGCAAUAUUAGUAAUCUAUUAAUGUUCAAUUUUGAUGUAAUUCAGUGCCAAAAUGUUUGUUUUUCCAAAUAGCACUAAAACGAGGCAAACAAAGUAGUUUUCAAAUUGCAACUUACUUGUCACAUUGUAAUGUAAACCGAUUUCAACAUUUUGGUUUGUGUGAAAACUGUUGCACUAAAACAACUGUUUUGGCUGUAUUUUCCAGCAGUCCACUGCAUGCCAUUUGUGUAAGGAUUCUUUCUAUAAUUCUUGUGAACUGUCUCACCCAUAAUAACCUUGACGUUGGAAUCUAGGUUUUUGGCAAAGUAUUUUGUUACCUCAGUCUUGUAUCAAGUUGCUGUAUUUUUCCGUUUGUUACAUUGAUAAGGAUUGUUUCACUAAUUAAAUACUUUAAUGUAAAAAAAAAUUGUUUACUUGAACAGCAGUUG